Messenger RNA from Apis cerana (Asiatic honeybee), 3525 nucleotides. It is a transcript of the gene Tbh, whose product is annotated as tyramine beta hydroxylase. Lineage: Eukaryota; Metazoa; Arthropoda; Insecta; Hymenoptera; Apidae. Gene Ontology annotation, molecular function: dopamine beta-monooxygenase activity; copper ion binding. Gene Ontology annotation, cellular component: secretory granule membrane. The record is from RefSeq and is a predicted model, not a curated record. Gene Ontology annotation, biological process: dopamine catabolic process; norepinephrine biosynthetic process; octopamine biosynthetic process.
CUUUCGGAUUUAAAGCGUUAGUAGAAAUUGGUGGUAAGAAGGCGAAGGAUCAUGAACGUAUCUGUGAAAUUAAAUUUUUAAAUUAUGUGUGAAUAAACAGUUCUAUAAUAUAUAUAUUAAUAUUUAAUAUUAUUUAAUAUUACUACUUAAUAUUUAAUAUUUAUAAUAAUAUUUCAUAAAAAAACAUAAAUUAAUUGAAAAAACUUAAAAUGUUUUCAAAAAUUUAUUUGCUACUUUUAUUUGUAGUUUUAAAAGAUGGAUUAUGUUUAUUUUGGCAUAAUCAUCAUCAAAAUAGAGAAGAUAAUUCAGAAAGAAAAAAUGUUCAUACAAUUCCGCUUAGUUCAGAUAUCACUUUCUAUUGGAGGGUUGAUUUUAUGAGUGAAAUCAUAAUCGCAGAAGUUCAUUAUACAAGUAUUGACAAUUCUUGGUUCGCUAUAGGUUUUUCAGAUUACGGUAAACUGAAACCUGCCGAUUAUUGCGUUUUAUGGAUUGAUUGGCAUCGUCAAAUUCAAUUACAAGAUGCUUGGGCAGAUGAAGAAGGAAAAUUAAAUUUAGAUUUGCAACAGGAUUGUGAGAAUUUUGCAUGGAGAAGAAGAGGAAAUAUAACAAAAUUCACUUUUUCAAGGAAAUUUGAUACUUGCGAUGAAAAUGAUUAUAUUAUGGAGAGAGGUACUACACAUUUAGUAUGGUUAAAAGGUUUAGGACCACUAUCAUCUUUGACUGGUUUGCAAGUAUCCGAUGCAGAAACUUCUGGUAUGUCUAGAACAGAAUUAAUCAGGACGCUUCAUAAGAAGCCAAUAUUUCCUUCAAAUGCUUGGCAGUUAGAAAUAUUAACAGAUCGUGUGAAAGUACCGAACAAAGAAACAACUUAUUGGUGCCGUGUGCAAAAAUUACCUCCUAUUUUGUCUCAAAAACAUCAUAUCCUACAGUUUGGUCCAGUCAUACAAACAGGUAACGAACAUUUAGUUCAUCAUAUGGAAAUUUUCCAUUGUGCUGGACCAAUAAAUUUUGAAAUUCCUAUGUAUGAUGGUCCUUGUGAUGGAACUGAUAGACCAGAGAAAACUCAAAUAUGUAAGAAAGUUCUAGCAGCAUGGGCCAUGGGAGCAGAUGCUUUUAUCUAUCCAGAAGAAGCUGGUCUUUCAAUUGGUGGCCAAGAUUUUAAUCCUUACAUCAUGCUGGAGAUUCACUACAAUAAUCCUGAAUUUCAAAAUGGGAACAUCGAUUCUUCAGGAAUUCGUUUCAUUCUUACUAAAAGUCUUCGGAAAUACGAUGCUGGUGUAAUUGAAUUAGGCUUAGAAUAUACUGAUAAAAUGGCUAUUCCUCCACAACAAGAAGCUUUUACUUUAUCUGGACAUUGCAUACAAGAAUGUACAGGCAUUGGUCUUCCACAACAUGGUAUUCAUAUUUUUGCAUCGCAACUUCAUACACAUUUAACAGGCAUAAAAGUUAUUACUCGUCAUAUUAGAGAUGGAGAAGAAUUACCUUUAUUAAAUUAUGAUAAUCAUUAUUCUACUCAUUUUCAAGAAAUUCGACUCUUACCGAAACCUGUUAUCAUCUUACCAGGAGAUUCGUUAAUAACAACUUGUACGUACAAUACAAUGGAUAGAAAAAAUAUUACUCUUGGUGGAUUUGCCAUUUCCGAUGAAAUGUGUGUGAAUUAUAUUCACUAUUAUCCUAAUACUCGAUUAGAGGUUUGUAAAAGUGCUAUUAGCAAUGAUGUUCUAAGAACUUAUUUUCGAUACAUGAAAGAAUGGGAAAAUCAACCAAUUAGCAUCGAUAAUGGUAUCUCUUCAAAUUAUAAAAGCAUCGAGUGGACUAAAGUUCGCGUACAAGCUUUACAUGAUUUAUAUGAAGCUGCACCUUUAGGAAUGCAAUGCAAUGGAUCCGAUGGAUCUCGACUUCCUGGACUAUGGGAUAACAUAGCUGCUUCACCAGUUAAACUACCCUUACCUCCGCCAACUCGAAAUUGUCCAGAGAUUUAUCAUUAAAAUAAGAUAAAAUAAAAUAAGAUAAUAAAUUCUAUAUAAAUUUUUUUUCAACAUCAUAUAAUGUUAUCUACAUUACAACAAACAUUAUAUAAUGUUAUCUAUUUCUGAAAAUAAAAUUAAAAUUCAUGUUCACGGAUUAUACAUAAAGAUUAAAAAAAUAAACAAAGCAUACUAAAAUAAUUCAUAUACGUACAUAUACGUAGAUUUACAGUGAUUUCCAUGAAUAUAUAAAAUUAUUAUACUUAUAAAUAAAAUAUUCCGUCAUACAAUAUGUAAUAUAUUUUCCGAUUUAUCUGUAUUAUAUUCUUUUAAGAUCAUUUUAAUUAAUUCUUUUAAGAUAAUUUCAUGAUCUUAAAAAAUACAAUUCUACAAAAUAAAAUAACAAUUCAAGUUACAAUAUAAUACUAUUGUAUUUAAACUAUUUCAUAUAAGGAAUAAAUGAAAAAAAAAUUGAAAGACUAUUGAAAAGCGUAUCUUGGGAUAACGAUAAAUAUUAUCAAUUAAAAGUUUAUAAAUCUCCAAUAUAUUUAUGCAUUUUAAGGGUUCUUUUUGGCAGUACAUUAUCUUGCUGCGAAUAAGCUAGCUUAAUUGAAUGUUCAUUAACAAAUAUUUGUUUUAUAAAAAAUUGAUAAUUGUAAAAUAUGAAAUAAUAAAAAUAAACAUAAUAAUAAUAAUAAUAAUAAUAAUAAUAAUAAUAAUAAGCAUAAUAAUAAUAAUAAUAAUAAUAAUAAUAAUAAUAACUGAAACUUUGUCUUUACAAAUUUUAUGAAUGUACAAAAGAGGACCGCGUCUUAAUGUUAAAUAUGAUAUAAAAAUUAAAAAUAUCGAAUUAUUUACGAUAUAAUACACAUGAGCGCGUUAUACAUACAUACAUACAUACAUACAUACAUACAUACAUACAUAAUAUACAUGCAUACAUACACGCAUACGCUAAAAUCACGCACACGAUAGUUGCCUUGUUUGUUUAUCAAGCUCAAAAAUAUCUUUCGGAAAUUAAUAUAACGCGAUCUUUUCCUCUUCUCUGGUAAUUUGAUUUUGUUUUGUUUUCUUUUUUUUUGUAAUUUAUUAUUGUUUCAUUUAAUUUAUGUAUACAAUGUUAUAUUUUUUAUCGAGUACUCAUUAAAUAUAUUUUUUGAUCUUAUCAAUUAAAAUCAAAAUAUUCUAGCGCACAAUACAAAAUUUUAGCGAGUAUUAAAUUUGUACUGCCAAAUGUAUUUUUUUUAUUAUUAUUAACUCUUUGAAGUAUAUUUUUGGAAUAAAAGAUAUCAAUUAAAAAAUUCUUUUUUAAUUAAAAAGCAGUUCUUCUAAAAAUCUGAUGAUAAUGGAGAGUUAAUAUAUUAGUUAUUAAUUAUAUAUAAUGAUAAAAAAAUAUCGUUAAGAGUACUAUUAAUGAUAUAGAAAUUCCAAAAUGAUUUUAAUACUUCAAAGAUUCAGAGUUUUUAUUGAAGAUAUAAGAGAGAAUCUUUCUCUUUGGUGCUAAAUUAAGCUGCACUUAGACUUCUAAAAUAUUAAUCUAAAAAAAAAAAAACUUGAAAAA